AACGAAAGUCAUCAGGAGAGUCUGCUCCAGCAUCCAUGGCGGUGAAUCCUCUGGAGGGUCUCAUGUCAGCGAACCACCCGCUAGUCUCCAGCUCAACAGCUGAGCAGCCGUGUGCAGCCGGCAGCCCGGAAUCCCUGCAUGGACAGAGGCACAGCGUACGCAGCAGCCGCGAGGCAAGGAAGUGGGCAUGUAGCUCCAGGUCAAACUCUGGUCCUGCUUUUGGGUCUGUGGUCCAGUCCAGGACUCUAAGGAGUCAGAACUCUCCAGAAAACGCAGCACGGGAGAGGAGCCGUGUACGCAACCUUCGACAGGCUUUCCACAGCCUGCAGGCUGCACUACCCUCAGUCCCACCAGACACCAAACUGUCCAAGCUGGAUGUUCUGGUUCUGGCUACUAACUACAUAGCUUACCUGACGGAGACCCUUGACCAGGAAGGGACGCUGGCUGGGCACACCCUUCCCUCCAGGCCGGGUGGAUACUUGCAUCCUGUUAAGAAGUGGCCCAUGCGUUCCCUGCUCUACUGUGGCAGUGUUGGAGAGCUGCUAUCAGGAGUUCCAGCCAGUCAGGUGCCUUCACUGGGACAGGACGGGACACACCCACUGACCCCCACCUUAGAGGCAGACAAAGAGUGAUAACAGGAAACGGGACACAACUUUGACCCUGUUUCUUCUCUCGAAUGUUAAUGUGGCUACAGUCAUAUUGACAGCAAUGUGUCAAUAUGACUGUAGCCAAUGCAUCACAGUAAAUGUUGGCAACGGACAUUUCUGCUUAAAACAUAUAUGUUGAAAUUUCACAUUUCUUUAUGUUGUAACUCUUGGUUUAAUUCUCUAUGUUAUGUUAUGACACAGAUGGUCUGGCUAGGUUUAGACACACAAAAAAAAGAACACUUGGUAAGGGUUAGGGAAAGAUCAUGUUUUGUCUUAAAAUACCUGUUUUUGUCCCCACAAACAUGACUGGAAAUGUUUUGGGGUCUCCUUUAAAUUAUCCAGUGGUUUCACAUUUAACCAUUUGGAUUGACUUUAAAAACACAUUAUAGCAGUUUUGAGUUUAUAUUAUAGCAUACCAUGAAUUCUUAAUUCUGAUUGGCUGGAGGAUAUUAUUUACAUUUUGAUACAAGACACCUCUUCAGUCCUCCGAGUAAUACCAGUAAUGUAUGUAAGAACCUAAUGGAAAUUCAGCUUUUCGUCAAACUCUCAGGUGUUGCCAGGGAAGGGGGUUACUGCUUGCAAAAAACCUUAUACUGUGAUUGCAAAACACACUAAAAUAUACGCAAAUUGUCUUAACCUUUCUUUUUGUUUGCCAAAUGACCAUGGCAUAGACAGGAUAAUACCCUUUCAGGUGUCCAUGUUUAGGAAUUCCUCUGCAUGUCAGACGUUCGGGCCUUUAUGUGUCCAUUUAUUCCUGAUAAUGGAGACCUCUUCGGCCAUCAUCCCUUACAUGAUGGACAGGGCUUAUAUAGACCUGUACAUAGAAGGGCAGGGCAAAUUUUCAGUUCUGGCUGUUGGGAAAGUCAAGUCAAGUUGCCUCUACAUAUCUUAAUUAAACAGAAUUUAAAAUAUAAAACAGAUAAAAAUAAAUGAAAAUAAAACAGAGUUUUUUGUUGUUUCUGAGUAGAGGAGUGAAUAAGCCAUAAUCAUACUGAAAGAACACACAAAGACACAGAUAAAGUUACAUAGACAGGUUGAUCCACACUACACCCCUUGUUGGAAGUAUUCCAUCAUCAUUUGAGAUGGAGUCGGCAGGUUGUCAGGGACAGCUUUAAUAAGAGGAAAUGAAAGGCUGCUUCAGUUGACUAAUAGCACCACAAAUCAUCAUAUGGAGGAACGGCAUGUAACCUAUUAUCUUGAUUUAAAGGUUGUACAGUGUUUUAGGUUUGUUUUUCCAGAUGUUACUUUCACCAUAUGGGAUAGUUCAGUCACCUAUUUGCUGCUUUUUAUUUUGAUGUUUGUGGUAUCAGUGUGUAUGUGUUUGUGUGAAUGCAUGUGUAUGUGUGUGGGAGUGUAAGGAUGGACAGACAGAUGAGAAGUGAGGGAGGGAUUGUUGUGGGAACACAGCUGCAGUCUGAUCACGUUGUGUCUCUGCAGUAAUGAUCGCUUAGUUCUCAUUACAGCUCUGUCACAGAAUGUAACCUUCUACUUUGAGUAAAGCACUGUCUAUAAUAGCG
Messenger RNA from Acanthopagrus latus (yellowfin seabream), 2164 nucleotides. Its product is annotated as transcription factor 23-like. Lineage: Eukaryota; Metazoa; Chordata; Actinopteri; Spariformes; Sparidae. Gene Ontology annotation, molecular function: RNA polymerase II transcription regulatory region sequence-specific DNA binding; DNA-binding transcription factor activity, RNA polymerase II-specific; protein dimerization activity. Gene Ontology annotation, biological process: regulation of transcription by RNA polymerase II; developmental process. The transcript is spliced from 4 exons. The record is from RefSeq and is a predicted model, not a curated record. The coding region runs from base 36 to 632 and encodes 198 amino acids.